Molecule: messenger RNA, 1341 nt
Organism: Fusarium poae
Lineage: Eukaryota; Fungi; Ascomycota; Sordariomycetes; Hypocreales; Nectriaceae
Exons: 2
Coding region: 1-1341 (446 amino acids)
Biological process (GO): biosynthetic process
Molecular function (GO): L-2-aminoadipate:2-oxoglutarate transaminase activity; pyridoxal phosphate binding
Source: RefSeq, a predicted model, not a curated record
AUGUCUAUUACGGAUCUUUAUUCUUCAUCUGAAAACAGAAUUGAUCUGCUCCGCGGUUGCCCCGCGCCAAGCUUACUCCCAGCAGAUCUUCUCGCUUCCGCUUGUCAGCGAGUGCUUUCCAAUCCUAAUGACCACGAAACACUGCUCAACUACGGUCAGCCGGUGGGUUACCAGCCGCUCCGAGAAGCACUUGCCACCUGGCUUAGCGAACAAUACCAAGUGAAUCGUGAUCCGGACAGGCUGUGUAUUACAGGGGGUGCAAGCCAGAGCUUGGCAUGUAUUCUACAAAGUUUCACGGACCCAGCGCAUACCAGAGCUAUCUGGAUGGUGGCACCGUGUUACUUCUUGGCUGCAUCUAUCUUUGAGGACUCUGGGUUCGCCAAUAGACUCAAAGCUAUUUCUGAAGAUGACGAAGGAAUCAACAUCGAAGAACUUGAGCAAAAGCUGGCUGAGCAUGAUCGAUCAUGGGCGACCUUUCUCUCCGAGACGAAGUCGUUUAAGUCAGUUGGCCCAAACAGGAAGCUGUACCGCCAUAUCAUCUACCUGGUACCGACAUGCGGAAAUCCUUCUGGGAAAACACUCCCAUUACACCGACGAAAAGACUUGGUCAGACUUGCGAGAAGGCAUGACGCUCUUGUCAUUUGUGACGAUGUCUACGACUUUCUGCAAUGGCCCCUGGAUGGGUCUACUCCAUCAGAGCAACCCCGAAAUGUUGUAAUCCAGCGACUAAGCGACAUUGAUCGUGAUUUGGAUAUCGCAGAGGAAGAAGUUAUGGUGACCGAUUUUGGUAAUGCUGUCAGCAAUGGUACCUUCAGCAAACUCGCUGGUCCUGGCGUCCGCACAGGCUGGGUGGAAGGCACUCCUGCAUUUGUUACUGGGCUCUCUAUGACCGGUUCCAGCAUGUCUGGUGGUCCUCCAAGUCAACUCUGUGCCGCCAUUAUGGCUGAGUUGGUUCAGACAAAGGAGCUCCAGCGUCAUCUCGAGCGGCAGAUGAAACCUGUUCUACAAAGACGGGAAAUUCUCAUGCGUGAGGCUAUCAGCAAAUAUCUAUUCCCGUAUGGAGUGCAGAUCGCUCAGAGACGAAAUGUUGGUAUCAAUGGUGGCUACUUUAUAUGGCUUCGCCUAGGACCCAGUCAAUCCGCUCAAAAGGUAGCUCAGGCAGUCCUACAGGAGAAAAGCGUGCUUGUCGGGAAUGGGAACUUCUUCAACGUCAAAGGCGACAGUCAGAAAUUUUCUUUUGAUAGCAACAUCAGACUGUGUUUUGCAUGGGAAGAUGAAGAUCGAAUGGUAGAGGGGGUAAGGAGACUUGGAGAGGUGCUUGGUCAUUGCACUGAAGCUUAA